Musa acuminata subsp. malaccensis (wild Malaysian banana) is the source of this 816-nucleotide messenger RNA. The record is from RefSeq and is a predicted model, not a curated record. NCBI's taxonomy places the organism in Eukaryota, Viridiplantae, Streptophyta, Magnoliopsida, Zingiberales, Musaceae.
AUGAGGAACCCGCGAGAACUCGCGGACCGUUCGAAAUAUUGCCGCUUCCAUCGGCAGCAUGGACACGACACUGAACAGUGCCAUGAAUUGAAAAGGCAAAUUGAGGAGCUCAUUCGCAGAGGGCAUCUCGGCCAAUACCUCCGGCCGGACAAAGAGCUGUCACCAUGCCCGGAAGGCCCCAUCGAGCGACACGUCGACGUAAUAGCUGGCGGUCCCGCAUCGUGGGGGGGCUCCAUGUCGGGAAGAAAGGCGUACGCCCGAGCCGCCCCAGACGAAGCCCCCGGACACGGGCCCGAGCCCGAGAUUACUUUCCUAACCGGAGUAUCUGAGCAACCCGAGCACGACGACGCUCUCGUGAUAUCGGCCAGGGUAGCCAACGCGCAGGUGAGAAGGAUCAUGGUCGACACGGGGAGCUCGGCUGACAUACUCUACUUCGACUCCUUCCAGAAGCUCGACUUGGCUAGGGAGAACAUGAAGCCGAUAUCCUCAGCGCUCACCGGAUUCACAAGAGAUUCAAUAUCGCCCCUGAGGGCUAUCACUCUGCCCUUAACCUUAGGGGCCCCGCCAAGGUCGAAGACGGUGAUGACCACUUUUCUUGUGGUCGACCUUCCCACUGCUUACAACGCCAUACUUGGCCGGCCGACCCUCAACAAAGUCAGAGCCGUAGUCUCAACCUACUACCAAACCAUCAAGUUCCCGACUCACGCUGGGGUCGGGGAAGUUAUGGGAAGCCCCCGAGAGUCCAGGCGAUGCUACCUGAUCGCCGUUUCGUUACACAAGAGGGCCAGGAUCGAGCCACCACUGGAGGAUCCGUGA